Closterium sp. Naga37s-1 is the source of this 939-nucleotide messenger RNA. NCBI's taxonomy places the organism in Eukaryota, Viridiplantae, Streptophyta, Zygnematophyceae, Desmidiales, Closteriaceae. The record is from the annotation of a GenBank genome assembly.
AUGCUAGAACCGUUUUGUGCCAUCCUUGUGAGUGCUUCCUCUCCUGCCCAGGUGGCCACGCUUUGGUCCAUCCGCCAUACCAACCUGCAGCGGCUGCUGGGGUAUUGCUGGGAGAAGCGUGGCACUGCCGCUGACCUUGCCUCAUCUGCUACUGCCGCUGCUGCUCCUGCUGCUACUGCUGCUACUGCUGCUGCUGUUGCUGCUGCUGCUGCUGGUGCCGGUGCUGGUGCUGAUGGCGCUAAGAAUUUUCGUGCUGAUGCUUCUGCUGCUGCUGCUGGACAUGCAAUGGAGCAAGCAGAGGAGCAGGUGCUAGUGUUUGAGUGGGUGCCAGGAGGCAAUCUGCACAGCCGCCUUGUUGCAGACGGGUGUGCGCCUCUGUCAGUGUGGCAGUGCCUGGAUGUGACCGCGGGUGUGCUGCGGGGGCUGAAGCACAUCCAGAGCCAUGGGGUCGUGCAUGGCCGCAUACACCCACGCAACAUCCUGCUUGACUCUGCUCUGGAGCCUGUCUUGGCUGGUUGCAUGGCCGUGAAAAUGGGCGACCUGCUUCCAUCUAUCCCCACAGCACCAGCAGCAGCACCAGCACCAUCAGCAUCAGCAUCAGCAGCUGCAUCAGUCACACCAGCAGGGAGGGUGACACGGCCACCUGCCAACCAUGCAUACAUGGACCCAAUCCUGCAUGCCUCUGCUCGCACCACGCCCUCCACCGAUGUCUUCAGCAUUGGUGUGGUGAUGCUUCAGCUCAUCACCGGCCGGCCCGCACUGAUACCCACUUUUGCAGGCACCGACAACCGGCAAGGUAACAGCUCUGGCAGCGGGGGUGGCGCCAGUAGCAGCUACAGCGUCAGCAGCGUCAGCACAAACAGCUACAACAGCAGCAGCAGCGGCAGCAGUAUGAGCAGCGGCUUCAGUAGCAGCAGCUCAGUGCACAUUCGGGACUGG